AUGACUCUCCUCAAACCUGUGCUCAAGCCUACCGGCGCAUCUGAUCCCAUCCUUACUACCAUCGUACAAGAAGACAAGGUGCCAUGGUACAAGAAGCCAAAUCUGAGAUAUCUUUAUUUCAUGCUCUUCCCAACUUGUAUGGGCAUUGAAUUGACCUCUGGCUUUGACUCUCAAAUGAUAAACGCUCUGCAGAUUGUGCCUUACUGGAUCAAAUACUUUAACAACCCACAAGGCUCUCUAAAAGGCAUUAUUGCAGCCGCUUACUCGCUGGGAGCGAUUCUCUCUCUGCCUUUUAUUCCGAUUGUCAAUGAGAAAUUUGGCCGCCGCUGGUCCAUCUUUGGUGGCUCUGUUAUCAUGUGCGGUGGCGCAAUUCUACAAGGCUGUGCGCAGAAUGUCGCCAUGUAUAUUGUUGCCCGUGGUAUCCUCGGGUUUGGCAUCCCGACCUGCAUUGUAUCAGGAUCAUCGUUGAUCGGUGAACUGGGUUAUCCUAAGGAGCGACCAAUUCUUACCUCAUUGUUCAACGUCGCCUAUUUCGUCGGUUCAAUCGCUGCAGCUGGAAUCACUUUCGGCACCAACAGUAUUGCAAGCAACUGGGCAUGGCGUAUCCCGUCUAUCCUGCAAAUUGCUCCGUCACUCCUGCAAAUUGUAUUUGUCUUUUUUCUACCUGAGAGCCCUCGCUGGCUGGUCACGAAGGAUCGAGCAGAAGAGGCCUACGAAAUUCUCGUCAAAUACCACGCCGAAGGCGAUCACGAUUCCGAGUUUGUUCGGGCUGAGAUGGCUCAAAUAAGGACUACUAUCCACCUCGAACUCGAGGUAUCGAAGCAAAGCUGGCUCUCAUUCCUCAAGAGUUCAGGAAUGCGACGAAGAGCAUUUAUCUCCGCAUUUUUAGGAUUAUUUACACAAUGGUCUGGCAACACACUCAUCUCCUAUUACCUCGGCGACCUCCUGCAAAUGAUUGGAAAGACAGAUUCGAUAUUUAAGCAAAAGCUUAAUGUAGGAUUAAGCUGUUGGGGUCUUGUCUGUGGUUUUACAGCUGCCAUGCUUGUUACUCGGUUCAAGCGGCGAGCUAUGUACCUUGCGUGCACAAUCAGUUUGCUUAUUGUCUAUAUCGCUUGGACCAUCUCUAUGCAACAGAGUAUGGAAGCAAGAGACGCUAAUCGAACCAAUUCCGCAGCUGGUGUGGCUACUAUCUUUUUCAUCUUUGCCUACACGCCCUGCUACAACCUUGGCUAUAAUGCUCUCACAUAUACAUAUCUUGUGGAGUUGUGGCCAUAUGCCGAAAGAUCCAGAGGUAUCGCACUCUUCCAGUUGUUUGGCCGCCUAGCGGGCUUUUUCACAACAUUCGUCAACCCAAUUGGCCUGCAAAAUAUCAAAUGGAGGUGGCUCAUCACCUACUGCUGCUGGCUAGCAUUUGAAGUAUGCUUCGUCUGGUUUUUCUUCCCUGAGACGGCAAACAGGACUUUGGAAGAGUUGGCCUUCUUAUUCGAAGAUAAGGCUUUGGCAGAUCAGGCAGUCCUCGCCGUGGAGAAGGUUGUGCACCACGAAGACAUGAAUCCUGUCUCAGGCUCGCCCAAGCAUGUCGAGGCUGGCAACGUGGAUAUGGUAGAGACCAUUGCAAAUCAUGGAAACCCGCCACCGAGCAAGGUCUAG
This is a messenger RNA of Exophiala aquamarina CBS 119918, 1650 nucleotides long. RefSeq lists its product as uncharacterized. The record is from RefSeq and is a predicted model, not a curated record. Lineage: Eukaryota; Fungi; Ascomycota; Eurotiomycetes; Chaetothyriales; Herpotrichiellaceae. Gene Ontology annotation, cellular component: membrane. Gene Ontology annotation, biological process: carbohydrate transport; transmembrane transport. The transcript is spliced from 4 exons. The coding region runs from base 1 to 1650 and encodes 549 amino acids. Gene Ontology annotation, molecular function: carbohydrate:proton symporter activity.